Messenger RNA from Canariomyces notabilis, 3480 nucleotides. RefSeq lists its product as uncharacterized. The record is from RefSeq and is a predicted model, not a curated record. The coding region runs from base 1 to 3480 and encodes 1159 amino acids. Lineage: Eukaryota; Fungi; Ascomycota; Sordariomycetes; Sordariales; Chaetomiaceae. The transcript is spliced from 5 exons.
AUGUUCAGUAGAUCGCAUAGAUCGCACAGCAAGACUCAGGGUUUCGCCAACGAUCAGCACCGAAGGACGCGCGACAUUCAUCGGACGGUCUUGGGCGAGCUAGGCUUUGGCGGCUCCGAUUCGUCGACUGCUCGGUCUGGUGGCGGCAACACCUGGGGAACAGACUUCGACCGCCCGAGUUACAAUUACGCUAACAGCGUCGCUUCUGCGAGGUCCUACGGGGCAGCGUCAUACCCGGAGAAGAGUCUCUCAAUUGCCUCGGGGACUCUCCGUGCACCGUCUCAUCGCUCCUCGGCCUCGGCCAGCUCAAACAUAUUACGCGACGGUAGUUCGAGAUCAGUUACGGCACCGGGCAUCAUGAAUUCAGACAGGAGCCGGGCGCGCCGGGAGCGUACGUUUGUUGGGAGCGAGUGCGCCGUGUGCGAAGAGCCGCUGGAGCACACGUUACGCGGCGAGAGGAUAUUGCAGUUUUCCUGUUCACAUGUGUCACACGAAGCCUGCUUCUACGAGUUCAUUCGUGAGUUCGAGUCCCAGUACUGUCCGACAUGUAAUGCGCCGCUACAUCUGGAUACAAGUCGUGGGGGAAAUGUGCUGGAUAUAGAGAAAAUCAGCAACAUGGUGCGCGCGGCGUCGUCGACCGAUUCCAGGUCACAAGGGACACCGACUCCAACAGCUCAUCACUGGGAAGAACAACCUGCCCGGCCGCACAGCCGGGGCUCAGGUGCGCGGGCGGGCGCCAUGGGCCCCGGCAUCGCGGUCAGGGGCGGCGGGCGCGAUAUCCGGGAGCCGCCGUCAUCAGAUCAUCGCUAUAAUCCGCAGAGGCAUGCUCGAAGCGACAGCGAGGCUACGGGCGUAGCAUCAUCGGGCGGCUAUCCCGAGACAACACAGAGCGGACCAGCGCGCCGACACGAUUACGACGUCCAGGCCAUGGAGACAUCCCUGGCCAGCCCUCGAGCUGUAACACGGAAUCCCAUUCCCGCUCCCACCGUCACAGUCCGCUCCGAGUUCCCGACCAUCAGCAAAUCGCGGGAGCAACAGACACUCACCUGUCUAGUUACGGUUGAGGUGCCCGACAAUAAGUGGCGACCGGAUCCUGAAGACCUGCAGACAGCGAUACCGCCCCCAGCACCGCCGAGGACCGAAGAGACCUUUGCUCGAGCCCCGUCUCCCACCCGCAGCGCGCCCCGCUUUUACCCUUACGAAUCGCCCGAGGUCCUGGCAGAGAUGACCGAAAAUCUGCGUAACCGGGUUGACAACUGGCACGGCCUGGAUUUUAGCCGAUUCGGAAAACUUCGUCUUUAUGGCACGCUCCGGGUGGGGAAAGAUAAGGUGUCAUGGCAGGAGCUGGAAUGCUUCCUCUUCGCUGAGAUGCUCAUCUGCGUCAAGGAGAAGAAGAACGUACAGCCGGCUCAGGGGCAGUGGGACGAUGAUUCUGUGCCGCGCAAAACGACUCGGUGCACUCUUAAAGGGUCCAUCCUCAUCAAGAAGCAUCUAAACGAGGUUACCGAGACGGGAAAUAUCGACGAAAACAUCCUGACGCUUAGCCUAUCGGUUGCCGAGCUGCCCCAGUUUCAUCUCCGCUUCGAAAACCGCAACCAGCUCAAGCUGUGGCAACAAGCUCUGCUCGAUCUUAACGCAGUCGAGACCUCACCCGUGCGCAGCCCUGACUACGACCGAGGGGAAUUUUCCGAGACGGACGAGGACGACUGGCAGCGAACAUCUGGGUCUGGCCGGCCGCAAAGGGUGUCCUCGGUGGCUUCAUCUUGGGGUGGUGCCAAGUCCGCGACGACCGCUCCAACUGAGUAUACCAACUUUGCAAGGAGCCCGUUGCCACCGUCCGUCCACGUGCCUGUCGAUGUCGUGGUUGUGGUUCCUGUAUCGGCGUCCAUGCAGGGCGUCAAGAUUAAUUUGGUCCGUGAUGCGCUCCGUUUCAUGGUGCACGCUCUUGGCGAGCGCGACCGCAUGGGGCUGGUUACCUUUGGUUCUUCCGGCGGCGGCGUCCCUAUUGUUGGUAUGACAACAAAGGCAUGGCCCGGUUGGAGUAACGUCCUGAACUCGAUCAAGCCCGUGGGCCAGAAGAGCCACCGGGCUGAUGUUGUUGAAGGCGCCAAUGUGGCCAUGGACCUGCUCAUGGGUCGCAAGUACAACAACCCCAUUGCUACAAUCAUGAUAAUCAGCGAUGCGUCAACAGUCGAUGCCGACAGCGUUGAUUUUGUGGUGUCACGAGCAGAAGCGGCCAAAAUCACCAUUCACUCCUUCGGCCUGGGCAUGACCCACAAGCCAGACACCAUGAUCGAGCUGUCGACGAGAACAAAGGCGUCGUACACGUACGUCAAGGACUGGAUGAUGCUACGAGAGUGUCUAGCCGGAUGUCUAGGCGCCAUGCAAACACUGUCGCACCAGAAUGUCAAGCUCAAGCUCAAGCUGCCUGAAGGGUCGCCAGCCAAGUUUCAUAAGAUCAGUGGCGCGCUCCAGAUCACGAAACGCGCAACUGGCCGAGACGCAGAAGCGUCUCUCGGGGACCUGCGUUUUGGCGACAAGCGCGACAUUCUGGUGCAGCUCGUCAUUAUGCCCGACAAUGCCUCGCAGGAGCAGCUCCCGCAGGAUGCUUGGGAUAAUAUUGUGUCAGGAUUGGAGGCUUUGGGAGGCCCCGUAGACCAGGACGAGCAGCGGACAGCCUCGGUGGAGGAAGUGCCCCUGAUCCAAGCCGAGUUGAUCUGGGGCGACAUCCUGCGCGAUGGGACAUCACAAUACACGCGUCCAAGCCUCUUGGCCAUCACCAUGCUCCCAGCAGUCUCCAACUCAAAGAAGCCGUGGGGCAAUGCGCCGCCUAUUCCACCCCACCCGCACAUUGUGCAGCGCCGGAUGGAGCUGCUGACAUCGGACAUGUUGACCCGCGCGCUCACGCUGGUCAGCAGAGGUCAGCACGACCGUGCUCAUACCCUCCUAAAUGAGACGAGAUCUAUCUUAAAGGGUCUCGGAAAGGGCGGUUUGCCUCCGGUACCUCCCCCAACGUCCGGAAAGUCUCAGCCGUCGACCCCUCACCCGGCGACUGACGGCUCGCCCCUUAUGGCCGGGACGCCCGAUCGUAAGAACUCGCCGUCGCCGACGGGAGCAAACCCGCCCCCGAGCGCCGGCUUCUCGGCGCAGCUACUGCCUCGCAGCAGGUCAAACGACGGGCUAGGUCUCGGCGGCAUGAGCACGACGGCGGGCAUCGACGCCAACACGGUAGCGGCGCUCGACGCCGAACUCGAGUCAAGUCUCGAGUGGAUCAAUCACCCAGCCGUGUUUGGGCGCGACAGCCGCAAGGCGGUGCUGCAGGCGAUUGGCGUCAUCAGCUCCCAGCGGGCAUUCACUUUCCGCACGCCCAUCGAGGCUCUGUGGGCGGGGCGGGUAAGCGGCGUCAAGCGGCUGACGGACAAGAGCCGGGAGUGGAGGGAAGAAGGGGGCGGCGAGGGCGGGAUUACGGAGGAGGCGUAA